Harpegnathos saltator (Jerdon's jumping ant) is the source of this 4826-nucleotide messenger RNA. RefSeq names its product Ubiquitin specific protease 8. Gene Ontology annotation, molecular function: cysteine-type deubiquitinase activity. The record is from RefSeq and is a predicted model, not a curated record. Bases 443 to 3469 code for a protein of 1008 amino acids. The transcript has 12 exons. Lineage: Eukaryota; Metazoa; Arthropoda; Insecta; Hymenoptera; Formicidae. Gene Ontology annotation, biological process: protein deubiquitination.
AAAUAUUAUCGGAAUCACAUUCGAUACGAAAGUGCGGUAAAACCGACUUAUUUGGAAGCACUGAUAAAAAUACGUCGAGUAAAGUGUUGCUGUUUCGAAGAGUCGUUACAUAUCAUCCGCGGUCAAACGAGUUAACCUCGGAUCGUCUGACAUCUACAGUUUACAGGAAUAUCUCACACCGCGAAUGUGCACUGUGUAGUUACGUUUGUCGCGGCAUAAAUCUGCGUAGAAACGAAUUUAUCAUCUGUAAUAGACGUCCCGAAACGACAGCAGGGACCACAGUCAUCUCGACAAUGUGAUGAUGACGAACGAUGGUUAAAGGGACACAUACAUCCUUUUCGGGUAUCUCUUUCAGCAUAUUACACCGUAUACAUCGGGCUGUGCCCUGUCACCUGGAUGUUUCAAUUUUGCACUGAGCAUUAGGUUUCUGAAAGCUACCAAUAUGUCUGCUACAGUGAAUUUGAAAUACACUUGUAUAAAUGAUCUCGUACAAAUGGCUAAAGUUGAUUAUACGAAGAAAGAACCACGUGAUGUAUACAUAAGAUUAUCUGGUAUGCGACAAAGAUCUGAUACUGCCAAAAAAGAAGGAGAUGAUGAAACAGCAUACAUUAUGUUGAGGAGAUGGUUGGAUACAAUCGAGUGGCUAAAAAGGCAUAAAGAUCAUAAAGAUGGUAAAACAAUCUAUACAGCGAAUAUAAGUAUUGAUCAGAUAAAUGAAGUGAAAAACAUACUUGCAGACUUGGGGCAAAAAUUACAAUUACGCUAUGAUCAUUCCAAGAAGUCAUCUCGUAAAGAUAUAAUAGAACAUAUGGAAAUAGAGGUAGAUGGUACAGAAGCCACAGAGGCCUAUACGCCAAGUACAGAUAUUACUUUGAAAUUACCAGAAACCCCAACUGACGAUCCUCUGUAUGGUGAUAAUGACAAAUUUAUAUCGUGUGAUCAGUUGUAUGCGUUACUUAAGGUAGAUAGCAGAUGCUUAGUCAUUGAUAUCAGACGGAAGGAACAUUAUGGAAGCUCUAGAAUAUUGUCUGACAAAUGCAUUAACAUUCCACAAUCAGAAAUUGAACUAGGAAUACUGGCCAUUCAUUUCUCAAAAUACUUGCAUAAAGAUAAAGAUAAGCAUUCAUUUGAGUUAUUCAAAUAUCGAUCUGCGCAAUAUGUGGACGUCGUGACCUUAUUGGAUUGGAAUACAACACCAGAGACUCUGACACCUAGCAAUAAAUUAAAUACAUUGAAGGAAAUUUUAGAGAAGUGGGAUCCUGGUGUGAAGUACAAGGAUAUCAAGAUUCUCAAUGGUGGAUAUCACGAAUGGUUAGCGAGGUACCCAGCGUUUGCAACGAAUCCGAAUGUGGCGGUGCCCGAGUUUCAUAGUGUUACGAACGAGAUCCUGGAUACAAUCGAGUAUCCGGACUGGCUGAACGAGGACGAGGAUGACGAGUUUACGAAAAAAACAUGGAGUAAAUUAAAUAAUGCGAAAACAUCCAACAAGAAGAAUACGGACACGGAGAUGGCUCACGGCGACAACAAGUCAGCAGCCAAACACAGCAGGUCCAACAGCAACGACGCCGUUUCCUCGAUCAAGCCUAAGAACUUCACUAGUCACGUAACGAUAUCAAUCGACGGCAAACGGUCAUCUCGGGGUGACAGUGCAACGAACACACGAUUCAACAGUUCGGACGCAUUACCUCAGCAGCAUCACAAGAUAACGUCGAAUAAGUUGCCACAGAACGAAGUGAGCACAAAACCGCUGAUCGAUCGCAGCAACAAGCCGAUCACUCUCAAGUCGACGUACGAUCCGCGAUGUAAGGAGGUGCUGAGGUUCAUGAAAGAGCUGAACGAACUGGCAAAGUCGAAGUCGAAAUUAGCGAACGAGCUUUUCGACCAUGAGUACGAAUUGUAUGCCCAACGUGAUGACAAGCACAGAGACGCCAGCGACGAGAAGUAUUUGCAGGGGGAAAUAAAGUCUCUGAAAGUCAAAUUGGAGGACAUGCACAAAAUGUACCUCAAGAUCGAGAAUGAGUUCAACGUAUACUCCAAGGAGGAGGACACAAUCAAAUUUAAUCCCACUGACGACAAUGAGAAGAAGAAUCUUGAACUUAAUCUGUCCAUGAUGAAGACACAAAUCAAAGGCAUCGAAAUGAAGCGCAAGAAGCUGCAGGAAGAUUUCUUGGAAAGAGAACACAGGGAAAUAACGAUGAAGCAAAAUGACAAUGACAUUCACAAGGAGCCUCUGAAAACGGACGGCUCGUCCAUUAACACCGGCCUGGAGCGUUCUUACUCGAGCCCGAAUUUGCUGCAGUUGGGGGAUCGUAAAGCACCUCAGGUAGAUAGAACUUCUAAGCCGCAUAUAUCGCCUCGCAAUCAGAAUGGAUCUAUUGGAAAUGAAAACGUCAAAGUGUCUCUUAGUUGGGGAAAUCGGGAGGAACGAAUGACCCCUAUUCACGGCAGUGUUCACCCGGGCAUAACCGGCCUGAAGAACUUGGGCAAUUCAUGUUACAUGAACAGCAUAAUUCAGUGUCUAAGUAACACGACACAUUUGGCGAAAUAUUUCACCGACAACUCGUACGCGGACGAUCUCAACACGAAUAACGAUAACAUGACGCAGGGCCAAGUCGUGGAAGAGGUGGCCCAAGUUAUCAAAGCGCUCUGGAGAGGUCAAUACAAGAGCAUAUCUCCUCACGAUCUCAAGGUCGCAGUCGGACAGUAUAAAUUGCAAUUCGAGAGUUACGAUCAACAAGACUCCCACGAGUUUCUCACGUUCCUCUUGGACUGGAUGCAUAACGAUCUGAAGAAGGAAUCGAAAAUGCCGAUCGAAAUGACCAAUGCGGAAAAAGAAUGGGACAAAGCGAUGAAUUCUCAGAAAUCUAUAAUAUCGGACUUGUUUUUCGGCCAGUUGAGAUCUACCAUCACAUGUUCGUUUUGCAAGCAAGCGAGCACCACAUAUGAGACGUUCAACAGUUUAACGAUGUCCCUGUCUCAUUCCAAUCGAUGUACCUUGAAUGAUUGUAUGGAAAAAUUUGUGACGGGGCAAAAGGUGAUCGGAUGGAAGUGUCCCAAGUGCCAGACACCCCGCGAUGCGACGAAGAAGUUCGACUUUGUCAAGCUCGCUCCCAUCGUCGUGAUUCACUUGAAUCGCUUCGCCGAGAGCGGCGGAUGGCUAGAAAAGCGCAACACCGCUGUUGAUUUCCCUCUCACAGGAUUCAAUCUGAAGCCUUAUCUCGUGUCGGAAAACCCGACGGCGAUGUCGAACAACAUUCGCAAUUACAAUUACACCUUGUAUGCGAUGUCUAAUCACUAUGGGACGAUGGAGGGUGGUCAUUAUACUGCCUUCUGUAAAAACGCCACUCAGAAUAAAUGGUACAAGUAUGACGAUCAAACCGUCACAGAAGUGUCGCCGAGUCAAGUCAAGUCUCAGAACACGAGCGCCUAUUUAUUAUUUUAUACAUCAUUUCCGAACAUGAUCAUGUAGUAUGAGGAUGCAAACGGAGAAACCAAGAACCGAUCGUGACGCAAGUCUCGAAAGUCUUCAGCGUGAUAUUACUUAAGAAAAGCGUCAUACAGGAGAACAUGAUCUUCAACGAUUUGUAGAUAUUAAUAUCGUUGGUCUUGAGUAAAAAGUUAUUAACUGACAUCGUGAAAAUUUUGAAGGAGAGAGAAAAAUUUUUUCGACAAAUUUUACCGGCCUUUACCGACAAUUCUGUUGCGUAACGUUCCACUGCGUUUUCACUGCAAUAAAAGGAAGAGGGAAAAAGAAAGCCGCGAGAAAAAGGCUUUAAAAUGUCAGCUAAUUUCUUUUUCCCUUGCAAACUCUGACGAGUCCGUUCAUUACGAGCCAUCUACCUCAAACUAGCCGACCGAAAGCAAUGGCAGUUGUUAACUUUUUUCGCAAAACCAACGAGAGUUUGUACGAUAAAUCCUAUGCGCGAGUGAACGUGUAGGGCUGUGACGGUAUUAAAAGCUUUAUCGGUGCUGGAAUUUCAUUAAGAAUAUGUAAAUAUAUGUAGGACGGUGGCAAUUUAUCUAUAUAUUUCCAUUACGGUCUGUCGCGCUAGAGAGGAUGCAAAACUUAGUUGUGUUCGAGAAUAUUUUAAUAUGUUAUAUAGCUUCGAAAUGAAAAUAUUGUACCAAUGUAUCUAGAUAUACGCAUACAUAUGUAUUAGACAACAUUACGUUCCAGCAAUGUUAUAUUGCAAUAUCGUGUCCCAAUUGAAUUCUAUUAUUUUCUUUUUUGAUUCGUUUGCCUUUGGUAUCUCGAAACGAAGCGGAAGGGACCAUAGUUCCUUACCUCAUCAGCGUCGGGGGUUCGUGUAAGAUUUAUCGCAGCCGAGGAAGAAGGUUUGAAUCCGAAAUCAAUCCUAUCGUUUGUAAAACGUCGUAUUUUGCACAAAUCUUCGUUCCAAAGGUCGUCAGCCGGCAUAACUUUAGACUGACGUAAAUCAUAGAUAGGCGGCACACAUCGUGUUCACGAUAGAUCGAUUAGCAGCGUUAAACUGCCUCCUUUGCUGCGCUGCCAGUAUCUUCGCUGCGACGCGAUCGUUUUGUCACGUUGAAACGAUGCGCUUCGUGGAAGAUCGUAAGCUUCUUAAUGAAACGUAAAUAGGAAUACCGUUACGCGCCUCGGCUUCUCAAGCAGUCCUGAGGAAAUCACGUCGUGAUUAUUCGCCAGCGUAAUGUUUCGGUAUCUAUAAUGUUGAGAUAUUUUGUACAUAUAUAUAGUGACCGUAUUAUAUACCAGAUUCUGAAAACAAUUCGCAGUCGCGAAGGCUACGGAACAACGGAGAACCUUCGCUAAACCUUCUAGUUUAUUGCGCGACUCGCGAUUGCCA